Molecule: messenger RNA, 330 nt
Organism: Myxozyma melibiosi
Lineage: Eukaryota; Fungi; Ascomycota; Lipomycetes; Lipomycetales; Lipomycetaceae
Product: 40S ribosomal protein S20
Exons: 2
Coding region: 1-330 (109 amino acids)
Cellular component (GO): cytosolic small ribosomal subunit
Molecular function (GO): structural constituent of ribosome
Source: RefSeq, a predicted model, not a curated record
AUGCCGCCAAAAACCCCAACCAAGUCGAAGGCCGCUACCGCCGCCGCUGCCACCAGCAAGAAGACCAAGAAGAAAUGGUCCAAGGGAAAGGUCAAGGACAAGGCCCAGCACGCCGUCACUCUUGACCAGGCCGCCUACGACAAGCUCAUCAAGGACGUCGCCAGCUACAAGGUUGUCUCGGUCUCGAUCCUCGUCGACCGCAUGAAGGUCGGUGGCUCCGUCGCCCGCGCUGCCCUCCGCGAUCUUCAGGAGAAGGGAGUUAUCAAGCCCGUUGUCAGCCACAGCAAGCAGCUCACCUACACCCGGACUGUCUCCAUUGCCGACGAAUAA